This is a messenger RNA of Ficedula albicollis (Collared flycatcher), 1157 nucleotides long. It is a transcript of the gene SLC25A47, whose product is annotated as solute carrier family 25 member 47. Gene Ontology annotation, biological process: transmembrane transport. Gene Ontology annotation, cellular component: mitochondrion. Gene Ontology annotation, molecular function: transmembrane transporter activity. The record is from RefSeq and is a predicted model, not a curated record. The transcript has 6 exons. Lineage: Eukaryota; Metazoa; Chordata; Aves; Passeriformes; Muscicapidae. Bases 271 to 1155 code for a protein of 294 amino acids.
GCUUCGGCGCAGCAUUUCAGGGCUGCAUGGCAUUACUUAUUCACUGUGCUCCUGGAACGCUUCCAGCCUUCCCAGCUCUGCCACCAGGGUACGGAUUCGUGCACAAGGCUGCAAUCCCCGGGGGCGAGAGCAGGCUGUAGGAAGGCGAUUAAAUGACAAAAUCCCGGUCUCCGAAGGACCGGCAGGGCUCUGGGAAGACCGGACCGGUAUCCUCGUCCCGCCUGCCUCCCUUCCCUCCUCAGGGUGACUCAGGCAGCAGCCGCACUCUGGAUGGAAUUCAUCGCUGGGGCCAUCGGAGGUGGUCUAAGCACAGCUGUGGGUUAUCCACUGGACACAGUAAAGGUGAGAAUUCAGACUGAGAACCACUACAGAGGAUUUUGGCACUGUGUUCAGGAAACAUACAGGACAGAAAAGGUCCGGGGGUUUUACAAAGGAGUGACAGCCUCAGCCCUCGCUGUGUCAGUGGUGUCCUCUGUUUCCUUUGGCACGUACAAGAACUGCCUGGGUGCCAUCUGCAGGCUGCGCUACGGGGCUGUGGAUGCCAGGCCAUCCCAGCUGGAUGUCUCUCUGGCUGGAGCUGCUGCCGGCGCUGCCCGGGUUGUGUUGACAAACCCAAGUGAAGUGGCUAAAGUUCGGAUGCAGACUCAGAGGAGCCCACACCCUUCCAUCACACAUCAGCCUGCUUCCAAGCCAAAGUACCAAGGGUCUCUGCACUGUCUGAAGGUUAUCAUCAAGGAGGAAGGCUUUGGGGGUCUCUACAAGGGCUGUUCUGCAUUACUGUGCAGGGAUUGCUCUGCUUCUGCAAUAUAUUUCCUUUCCUAUUCUGCUAUGUGUGACUGGCUCACACCAGAUGGGAGAAAUAAACCAGGUUUCCUCGUUGUGCUGCUUUCUGGUGGUUUUGCUGGAGUCCUGGCCUGGGGAUUAGCUACUCCCAUGGAUGUCAUCAAAUCACGCAUGCAAACAGAUGAAUCAGACCAGCACAAGUACAAAGGCCUGAUCCACUGUGUGAGGGAAAGUGUGAGAAAGGAGGGGCCAAAAGUGCUUUUCAAAGGACUGGGUUUAAACUGCAUCCGUGCCUUUCCCGUGAACAUGGUAGUGUUUGUAACAUAUGAAGGUGUACUGAGAUUUACAGAUCGUUAUAUAAAGAAAAAAUAGCU